GAUCCCUCGAGGCGGCCAAACAAAACAAAAAAAUCAGGGGUAGAAUGGUGACCAGCAUGAAAGCCAACCAUGAUGCUGAGUGCCCUUUAGAGCAGUUCUUACAGGGGAAAUGGCUAGUGGAUUGCCGUUUCCCCCUCAUUCCUGCAUCAGAGCUUCACAACCCUGCCCCCAAGAAGCGUACAAGGGUCUCAGCAGACUGGGAUGAAGAAGGUGAAAUCCCUGAGAAGAAUCAUAAAAUGGAAAAUGAGGAGGAGGAGGAGAAAGAGAGAACAGUAACCACCAAGAAAAAUGCAGGGAUUCCUAAAAUCAUCAUAAAAUAUCAAGAAAAGCGAGGAGCUGAGAGUGUGAAGGUCCUUGGUGAACACAAUAAGAAUACUGGAAGCAAGGGUCCAAAGACAAACCCCACACUUGUUCUGAAGCUGAGUAAGAGGACUCACACAAGUGCCAAAGACUCCCAUCUGGAAAACAAGGAGAACCCUAAAGGCAUAACCAAAACCUUGAAGAGGAUGAAUAAGGAUCAGGAGGAAAUCAGCCCUAAAAAGACCUCAAGAAGGUCGUUCUCAUCACCUCAACCUCCAGUCAAAGGAAGAGGGCAGCAAAAAAUGAUUGAGAGUGAGGACGAAGAAGAGGCCAGAGGUUUGUCAGAGGGUACAGAAAUGAAGACUGAGAGGAAAGAAAGGCCAAAGAUAAGCAAGAAGAAGAAGGAAAAAGAAGUAGAAGUAAUGACUGCAUCUGAAUCAUUAGGUCAUGCCAUUAAAAGAGGGAGGCCAAGGAAAAGUAUGAAGUCUGAGGAGGAUGGAGGAGAAUCAACUGCAUCUGAGUCAUUGGAUCAUACUGCUAAAAAAGUAGGCAGGCCAAAGAAGAGUAUGAAGGAUAAUGAGGAAGGAGGAGAUACAACUGCAUUUCAGUCAAUGUAUGACACUAUCAAGAGAAAAGGCAGGCCAAGGAAGAGUAUGAAGUCUGAGGAGGAUGGGGGAGAAUCGACUGCAUCUGAGUCUCAGGAUCACACUGUCAAGAGAAGAGGCAGGCCAAGGAAAAGUGCGAAGUCUGAGGAGGACGAAGGAGAGUCUACUGCAUCCGAGUCUCUGGAUCACACCGUCAAGAGAAGAGGCAGGCCAAGGAAGAGUGCGAAGUCUGAGGAGGACGAAGGAGAGUUGACUGCAUCUGAGUUGUUGGACCACACUGUCAAGAAAAGGGGCAGGCCAAGGAAGAGUAAAAAAGAUGAGAAGGAUGGAGGAGAAACAAAUUCAUCCAAAUCACAAGACCUAAUACCCAGAGGAAUAGAAAAACUAAAAGGGAUAAGAGAAGAGGGAGGAGAUGUGACUUCAUCUGAUUCAGUAGAACCACAUGUCAAGAAGAGAGGCAGACCUACAAAGAAGGUAGGGAAUAAAGCUACAACAACUUCUGAAUCCCUAGAAGCACCCAUCAAUAAGAGAGGAAGACCAAAGAAGACCAUAGAGAAGGGAGACAAGAAUGACAAGAAAACAACCUCCAUGUCAAAAAUACAACGAGGUCCAGGAAGACCCUGCAAAAACCCACCACAGGCUCCAGGAACUGAGAACCCCAGUGUGCAGGAACCCCGGACAGUUGCCUACUCCCUUUCCGGGCGGCCUAUCUCAGGAAACAAAAUGGUUGACAUGGACGAAUCAGACCAGGUUAGCUCUGAGGAUGAGUCCUGGAUUAACACCAAAGAAGAGAGGAUAAAAACAAAGAAGCAAACAAAGGUGAAGGCAAAAACCGAAGAGAGGAGGAAGGAGACAAAGGAAGUGAAAAAGAGGGGAAGGAAGAAGAAAGAUGAGGUUAAUGCAGGUAAAGAGAAAAAGGAUCAUGAAGAAGAGGUGCUGAAACCAGAAGACUGUAUAGUGACUGCAAAACGAGGGACACUGAAGUACCUGCACCAGAGAGAGAAGUAUGUGAAAGCACUGGCCAAUGAAGUACAGAUAGAGGAUGACUUCUUCGCAAGCAAGGCCUCUGUCAAGAAGAAUGUGCUGGAGAACUUGCUCUUCUCUAGCUCCCCAGAUGACAGUCUAACCAUCAAGACUCCCCAGGGCAAGGGUAAGAAGGUCAGCAGCAACAUCAUCACACCGCGCACCAUGAAGCUGGGUCAGUGGGCCAGCAAGAGCCCCUGGAGUGAACCUAUCACGCCAUCCACAGGGACCUCCCCACUGCAUCCAACUGACAAAAAGGAAGCCCUCGACGUGAUCUACCAACACAUGAAGGGGCGCAAGAGGUGGCCGCAGCCCAUAAGAAAAGUGCUAAGUGAAAGCUCAUCCCUGUCUGUGCUGGAUGUUACUUCCACCAAACGAAAACUAGAGCCCUUAGAGCUCCCAACACUGCCAGAAAUCCCCGAAGACAAGGAUGGUGAAUCUAGCGAUGAUGACUACUUCAAUUCGAGUGAGGUCAACUGAGGAAUAAAUGAUGUUUUGCAAGAAAAUCUAGGGAGGGGGAAUGCAUCCCAAGAUAUGCCAUAACUUUGGUGAUAAAAGUCGAGGGCUGAUUUGAAGCAUUAGCUCGGAUUACUGUACCAUAUACAUGCACCAAAUUCUGUACACUUUUAGAUUUAGAUAAUUUUUAGUUUAGAGAUAUAUAUUGAUAUUUGUUUUGUUUCUUCUGUCUUCUGUUUUUUUUUCUUUCUUUCUUUCUGAAGUCUACAGAAUAUUGAAAACCUGUUUUGAAAGUACUGUAGAUGGAAAAGAAGCUACAAAUUAGUAAUACUUGGCAAACAGUUGAGUUUUUUAUUUUGUAUGAGUAUAAUGUGUAAUUCAUCAGUUAUGGAAUCUCACUGUUUGUAAUUACACUGGAUUACUGUGAUAAAAGGAUCAUCAAUUCUUAUACAUAAUUUGGCGGCUGACUUACGAGUAGCAUUAAGGUACCUUGAGGUAUUGAACACUGCCACAUGUAGACUUCCUAAUUACUGUAGAAAAGCACAGAAAAUGACUGGUGCAUUGUUGUGUGCUUUGUGAUAUAGUUACACUGAAAGUGAUUUGUAUAGCAAGAUGUUAUUGCAUUGUUUCAGUGCUUAUUGAGCCUGUUAUGGUAAGGUUGUUUCAGUAGUAACUUGUAACCUGUACAUGCUUCUUGGGAUUGUACAUGGUAAAUAUAUAUGUAUAUUUAAACCGCAUAAAAAUUGUUUCAUCUGUGUUAUGACUACAUAGUAAGAAAUGGAAUGAAGUGCCUUAAUACAUUCCAGUUUGUCAUUAAUACACUGUAAAGGGAUUGAGAAACUUACAUGAUUACUUUUAAAGAAGUCCAAAAGGCAUAGUCAUGUUAGGGAGUUUGGUCUUUCAAUUUACACUGAGGAAAAUUCUGUGUAGAGUAUUUACUGCUUUGCAAUUUUCCCAUAUCAUGUAAUGCAAGUUACUUCCCAUACUGCUAAGAUCACCAAAUUGAAAAAAAAAAUAGUACAAAUUUGUUUAUCCUCUAGAUUGUCAAAUGAACAUAAUAAAAUGAUCCUGCUUGUUGAACUCCAAAAUCAAUACUUUAGUUCACAUUUAAAAAGUCUGUUUAUGACCAAUAAUUAAAUGAUUUAUGGCAGAUAAUAAAAAGCAGGGAAUUUUAUUUGAUGCAAAAAUCUCUUAGUGCCUUUAAGCAUGUAUGUACAGUAUUGUUAUUUUAUUUUAUUUAUUUAUGAUUUUUUAUUUUUUUAUUGUUAUUAUUAUUAUUAUUUUUUUAGAUGUAUGUACAGAAUAUCCUAAUUCCUGUCUUCCAAAUACAUUAGGAUUUUAUUUUUUUUAUCAUACAUGCUUGAUUAUUUUUUUUCUUUUUACUUUUUAAUAUAUUUUUAUUUGAAACAAUGUUGAGAUGUAAUUUUUGCAUUAUUUGUGACACACAAAUGAAAACAACUGGAAUUUUCAGUGUAAGUCUUUUGGCCCAAUGGUCUGUUGUAAAUACCUGUUUUCAUUUACUCAUUAUUAAUUUUCCUUAUGUUUCUUUAUUAAAGAAAUAUUAAAUUCUUUUGAAUUAA
This is a messenger RNA of Penaeus monodon (black tiger shrimp), 3964 nucleotides long. Its product is annotated as ABC transporter F family member 4-like. NCBI's taxonomy places the organism in Eukaryota, Metazoa, Arthropoda, Malacostraca, Decapoda, Penaeidae. Gene Ontology annotation, molecular function: DNA binding. The record is from RefSeq and is a predicted model, not a curated record.